Molecule: messenger RNA, 1140 nt
Organism: Corvus hawaiiensis (hawaiian crow)
Lineage: Eukaryota; Metazoa; Chordata; Aves; Passeriformes; Corvidae
Product: probable G-protein coupled receptor 19
Exons: 1
Coding region: 88-1140 (350 amino acids)
Biological process (GO): G protein-coupled receptor signaling pathway
Cellular component (GO): membrane
Molecular function (GO): peptide binding; G protein-coupled receptor activity
Source: RefSeq, a predicted model, not a curated record
AGCAGUUGUCCUGUUCUUCCCUUUACCUUGCUCCUGCUGCAGAACACGAGCAACCCCAAAGCCUCCACUCCUUGUGCUGGCUACGAAAUGGCAGAACCCCCAGCUCCAGGCGCCAGCUCCAGCAGGAACCACUCUCUGGUAGAGUACGGGCUGAGGCCGGGGGAAAUCGCAGCUGCCAGCGUGGUUUGGGGAGCGCUGUGGCUGAUUUCUGUCUUGGGAAACUUCCUCGUUUGCUUAGUGAUCCACAGGAGCAGGAGGACACAGUCCACCACCAACUAUUUCGUGGUGUCCAUGGCCUGUGCAGACCUUGUGAGCAGCGUGGGGAGCGCGCCCUUCCUGCUGCUGCAGCUGAGCUCCGGGCGGUGGAUGCUGGGCAGCGGGGUGUGCCGGCUGGUGAGGUACAUCCAGUACCUCACACCCGGGGUCCAGAUCUACGUGCUCCUCACCAUCAGCGUAGAUCAAUGCUACACCCUAGUCCACCCCCUGAGCUUCAAAGUGUCCAGGGAGAAAGCGAAGAGAAUGACUCUGGUCUCUUGGCUCUGUGGUGCUCUGUUUGCAUCACCAGCCUGUUUUCUCUAUGGCUCCAACAGUGACCACCACUGCAACUUCUUCCUCCCCGAUUCUUGGCAAGGGGCCGCCUACAGUGUCAUCCAUCUCUCGGUGCUGUUGCUUUUGAUCCCAUCACUCCUCAUUAUCCUCUGCUACCAGAAACUCUUCACCUACAUUUGGAGAAGUGGCACCGAAGACAUGGCUGGCAGGAGGACAGUGAGUCUUGUCUCGAGAAGAAAAGUGAAAACUGUCAAGAUGUUCUUCAUCUUUGUCUCGGAUUUCCUCCUGUCCUGGCUCCCUUACUUCACGGUACAGUUGUGGCACCCACAGGAAACAGACUACAGAAAGAGCUCCUUGCUUUUCCUGGCUGUCACCUGGAUCUCUUUCAGUUCCUCAGCCUCUAAGCCAGUCCUUCUCUACAUCUAUAAUGCAAAUUUCAGAACAGGGAUGCAAGAAAUUUGUUGCUUGAGGAAAUACCCCAGAAGCAGUAUCUACACCAUGACCACCAGUUCCAGGACAACCAAAAAUAAUCACAGUGGGAUCACAGAUAUCCCGGCACCAACCCAACCUCCCCAAAGACUGCACCUGUGA